Molecule: messenger RNA, 525 nt
Organism: Mastomys coucha (southern multimammate mouse)
Lineage: Eukaryota; Metazoa; Chordata; Mammalia; Rodentia; Muridae
Gene: Eras
Product: ES cell expressed Ras
Biological process (GO): Ras protein signal transduction
Cellular component (GO): plasma membrane
Molecular function (GO): GTPase activity; GTP binding; GDP binding
Source: RefSeq, a predicted model, not a curated record
AUGGCGUUGCCAACAAAGUCUAGCAUCUUGGACCUGAUCCAAUGCACCAGAUCCCCAGAGGAAAGCCAUGAGGCGUGGGCACAGUGCAAAGAUGCUGGGAGACAGCUACCUGAGUACAAGGCAGUGAUGGUAGGUGCAAGUGGGGUUGGGAAGAAUGCUCUCACCAUCCAGGUGACUCACCAUUGCUUCCUGAAAGACCACGACCCCACUAUCCAGGAUUCCUACUGGAAGGAAGUGGCCCUGGACAACAACGGAGGAGGCUACAUUCUAAAUGUGCUCGAAACAUCUGGGCAGGAGAUUCACCGGGCUCUGCAUGACCAGUGCUUGGCAGUUGGUGAUGGUGUGUUGGGCGUCUUUGCUCUUGAUGACCCUUCGUCUCUGGACCAGCUGCAGCAGAUAUGGUCUACCUGGACCCCUCACCACAAGCAGCCUCUGAUUCAGAGGGCCCAGGAGGCUGUGGCUGAGUCAAACAAGAAGACCAGACGCCACAAAGCUCUGUGUACCUGUGGCUGCUCUGUAGCCUGA